AUGAUACCAAAUACUGCAUGCUUAAACGAAACUGGUAUCUCGGAAUUCAUCAUCCUGGGAUUUGGAACACUGAAGGAUUUGCAUUUGCUGUUUUUCCUCUUUUUUCUGGUGAUUUAUAUGACUACCAUGGUUGGAAACCUCACCAUUAUUCUCCUCGUGGUGUCCAGUCAGCAUCUCCACACACCAAUGUACUUUUUCCUGGGAAAUCUAUCUUGCAUGGAGACAUUUUACAGCUCAACUAUCCUACCUAGGAUGCUGGUUAGUUUGCUAACUGGGGACAGGACCAUUUCCGUUACUGGCUGUGUGGUGCAGCUCUACUUUUUUGGAUUCCUUGUGUGUACAGAGUGUUACCUUCUGGCAGUGAUGUCUUAUGAUCGAUAUCUAGCAAUUUGUCAACCACUGCAUUAUGGAACCCUAAUGAAUGACAAAUUUUCUAUUCAGCUUGCAGCUGGCUCUUGGAUAAGUGCAUUUUUACCAAUUAGCAUCAUCAUAAUCUUAAUGUCUUCUUUACUUUACUGUGGCUCUAAUGAAAUUGACCACUUCUUUUGUGAUUUCCCUUCAGUUAUAAAACUUGCACAUAGUGACACUCAGUUGAUUCGGGUUUUAGCUGUCAUACUCUCUUCCUUUGAUAUUUUCCCCCCAUUUAUUUUAACGCUGACAUCAUAUUUUUAUAUUAUUGUCACAAUUAUUAGGAUCCCAUCCACUACUGGAAAGAAGAAGGCAUUUUCUACUUGCUCAUCUCACCUCAUGGUGGUUACAAUAUUUUAUGGCACCUUAAUCGUUGUAUAUGUUUUACCCAAAGGUGAUGCUCAUGGAGAUCUGCACAAAAUAUUUUCCCUCUUUUAUACUGUUUUGACUCCCAUGAUCAAUCCUCUCAUCUACAGCCUAAGAAAUCAAGAGGUCAAAGAGACUCUGAAAAGAGGUAUUAAUAAAUGGGCAAUUUUAAAGACAGAGAGAAUGGGAUCCAAAAAGUGA
Anolis sagrei ordinatus is the source of this 975-nucleotide messenger RNA. RefSeq names its product olfactory receptor 11A1-like. The record is from RefSeq and is a predicted model, not a curated record. NCBI's taxonomy places the organism in Eukaryota, Metazoa, Chordata, Lepidosauria, Squamata, Anolidae. Gene Ontology annotation, biological process: G protein-coupled receptor signaling pathway. Gene Ontology annotation, cellular component: membrane. Gene Ontology annotation, molecular function: G protein-coupled receptor activity; odorant binding; olfactory receptor activity.